GGCCGACGACCGGCCUGCCCAUUUUUUCCUCUCUGGUCCAGCCGCCGCUCCGCCCGGGGUGACAGUCCGCCCGGCCACUCCAACCGGUUGCAUUGGUAAUGCGUGAAUCGUGUACGACGGGUGUAAACAAUAUAAACGGUCCGUAUACGCGUUUACGGUACUCGUUCGUGUAAAUAAUAUUGACUGUGUGUAUACUUUAUACGUGCGAGCCUCGAUGAAAUAUAGUAAUAAUAAUUGUAGUUGCGGUUUUGCGUAUUUUUAAAUUUUUCACUUUUUCGACCAGUAGAAAAAAAAUUGCAUUUCAUAUUUUUUUUAACAAUUUAUUUUGGUUAUUGGCGUGUACCUUAUAAUAUAUAAUAAAACGACGGUCGCUCGAACGCGAGCGCUAUCGAAAUAACGGUAUGGAUAUGAUGAUCGUCAAGACUGAAGACGAAAAUGACGAGAGAAAAUCUCUCAACAACGGCAAUAAUAAUAACAACAACAACAACAACAACAACAACAAUAACAAUAACAAUUGUAAGAAGAACAACGGCGUCGGAACGACAGCGAAAACGGUGGCGACGACUGGUGGCGUCGGGUCAGGCAGGUCGGAAAAACCACCUUACUCGUAUAUAGCUUUAAUAGUGAUGGCAAUCCAGAGUUCACCGGUGAAAAGGCUCACACUCAGCGAAAUAUACUCUUUCCUCCAGCACAGAUUCCCUUUCUUCAGAGGUUCCUAUCAGGGAUGGAAAAACUCAGUGCGACAUAACCUGUCACUUAACGAAUGUUUCAUCAAGCUACCGAAAGGACUUGGGCGUCCUGGCAAGGGUCACUACUGGACGGUGGAUCCAGCGUCGGAGUUGAUGUUUGAGGAGAGCUCGUUCAGGCGAAGACCCCGGGGAUUCCGUCGCAAAUGCCAACAGAAGACUGUUGGACCUAUCAGCGGCGUUGGUAAUGGUUACCAAACGUCACAGUACCACCAGCACCUCCACCACCAUCACCAUCACCAAAAUCUACAGUUGCAGCAACAGCAACAGCAUCACCAUCAUCCGUCCGUCCAACAGCAGCAACCGCAGUCGUUGCCACAGACGCAGCCGUCACCGGUUCUGCCACCUCCACAGCCAUCACAGCCAACACAGCAGCAGCAACAGCAAUCGAUUGCCACUCAACCGCAUACGCAACAACCGCAACCACAGUCACAGCCGGCGGCGUGUUACCUGCACGACCAGUACGACUACAAGGACGCCACGGCUGCAAUGGUCGCGGGAUAUCACCACCAGCAGCAACAGCAACAUGACUACAGUAGUGGUGCAGGCAGUGGUGGAAUUGGUGUCAGUGGUGGUGGAGGGUACUGCAGCAGAAACGACCAGUUGGACCAUUUUGCGGCCAGCUUUUGGCAAAGCCAAAAGUCUGACGGUUACGUCGGAGGUGCAGGUGGUUACCAAGAACAGUUUGCAGAUUACGGUUGCCAGUACAACUUGACUCACGACAAUGGUUAUAGUACGGUUGCGAGAAGAUCGGCGACUGCGGCCGGACAAACACAACAGACUGUCAUGGACAACGCUAUGAACGCCACUAGCGGAUUACCACAACACAUAAGUCUCCACCAUUAUUAUGACUGUCCAAAGUUUUGUUAAGCUAUCGUCUUAUAUACCGUACAUCACAGUAUAUGACGUAUAUUACGCAUCGGACUUUCACAUUUCUAAAAAGUAUCCGCGAGCGUUUAUUAAAACUGCGCAAUAACACAAUAGAAACCGUAGAAACUUCAAAUAGUAUUUCCCAUUCAAAUCGGGUUAUAAUUUUCUUUUGUAUAUAUAAAUAUAAAAUAAGAUAUAUUUUGGAUAAAUGUAUGUUUAAUAUUAUCGUACAUCACGAAAUGUAUAUGACGCUCGUAAACAUUAAAAUAGAUGGAUAGCCAAAUCGAAGCAUAAGGUUAUCGCGUAAUUCCUUUCAACAAUAUGUCUUUCACUUUUAAGUUUUAAUGAAUAUCAGAAUAUGUUAUCCUUAAUCUGAAUAAUUUGAUUACCCAGAUAAUCUCAUAAGGCAUUCACACAACAUUUUGUAACAGACUCCAAUAUAUGUGAGCAGUGCGCUGUGAGUACAAUAUAUUGUAUAAGUAGCGGAAAAAUAAUAUUUCAAAUCCAUUUAUGAUAGGUUUUUUAAAAAUAAACUUUUAAAGGAACGCGCAUAUUUCUUAGUUUAUCUUUUUUUUAAAAAAAACUUCUUUUUUUUAUAAAUAAAUUAUAAUUUAAACAAAUAUUAGCUAAAUAAACUAGACCAAAGGAUAUAAAAAAAAAAAUCAUAAUAAAGUAAAGAUACCGAACAAAAAUUAAUUUAAUAUCUCAGUAUGUAUACAACAAAAAUAUUACAUGAUGUUAUAGUUAUAUGGCAUGAAGUUUUAUUUUUUAAAUUUAAAGUGUGAUGUAUAUAAUUUAUUUAUAAAUUAAUAUAUUUUUUCAACAUUUUGUAAAUAAUUUAAUAAUUGGCCCAACCAUCAGUUGUGCGAAUACGAAUAUCGAACGUCUCUAGUCUCUAUAUAAUAUAAUAAUUUAUCGACAAAAUGUGAAUGUUCGAUAUUUUGUAUUGAUUAAAAGGCUGAAAAUAGU
Messenger RNA from Acyrthosiphon pisum (pea aphid), 2585 nucleotides. Its product is annotated as forkhead box protein F2-like. The transcript is spliced from 3 exons. The record is from RefSeq and is a predicted model, not a curated record. Gene Ontology annotation, cellular component: nucleus. Gene Ontology annotation, molecular function: RNA polymerase II cis-regulatory region sequence-specific DNA binding; DNA-binding transcription factor activity, RNA polymerase II-specific. Lineage: Eukaryota; Metazoa; Arthropoda; Insecta; Hemiptera; Aphididae. The coding region runs from base 402 to 1616 and encodes 404 amino acids. Gene Ontology annotation, biological process: regulation of transcription by RNA polymerase II; animal organ morphogenesis.